AUGGAUCAGCACAAAGGGCUGGAGUACUUGCUCAAGGAUCUACGUUUGAGUGAACUUCAGGCCAUCUUCCCCACAGCCACAGUGCGCAGUCUGGCCGAUGUCUAUGCUGAACUACUUUCGGGGCCUCCCCUUCUUGGGUCAACAAAGAAGGCUGCUGCUCGUCUUUCUCGAGAAUUUCGCCCCCCUUUGAAAAAGAAAUGCCAUAGUAAAAGUGUCUUGGCAGAUCGCCCAUCCUGCGAUCAUGUUCCUGCGGUUCGGAUCAGUCAUCUCCAGCGGUUGACGAACUUUGUACUCACCACUCGAGUUCAAAUCAGUCUUCACAUUCCUCUAUUCAAUUAUCCGGUCAAACCGAAUUCUACAUCGUCGGGGUGUUACUGCACUCAGAAAAGAUUGUUUUUUGAUGUGCCGCCCAUUGUGCGUUUAUGGAGAGACUAUAAGUGCUAA
This is a messenger RNA of Protopolystoma xenopodis, 444 nucleotides long. The record is from the annotation of a GenBank genome assembly. Lineage: Eukaryota; Metazoa; Platyhelminthes; Monogenea; Polystomatidea; Polystomatidae.